AUGGCAAGCACUGCUGGUCAGAUCAUACGUUGCAAAGCUGCUGUGGCAUGGGAAGCUGGAAAGCCACUGGUGAUUGAAGAAGUGGAGGUGGCACCACCUCAAGCUAUGGAGGUUCGUUUGAAGAUCCUCUUCACUUCUCUCUGCCAUACUGAUGUUUAUUUCUGGGAAGCCAAGGGGCAAACCCCAGUAUUUCCUCGCAUAUUUGGUCAUGAAGCUGGAGGGAUCGUUGAGAGUGUUGGUGAGGGUGUGACAGAUCUCAAGCCUGGUGACCAUGUGCUUCCUGUCUUCACAGGAGAGUGCAAGGAGUGCCCGCAUUGCAAAUCAGAGGAGAGUAAUAUGUGUGAUCUUCUUCGGAUCAACACGGACCGAGGAGUGAUGCUGAAUGAUGGCAAGUCAAGAUUUUCAAUUAAAGGGCAGCCCAUUUACCAUUUUGUUGGUACCUCCACCUUCAGUGAGUACACAGUGGUUCAUAUUGGCUGUGUUGCCAAGAUCAAUCCUGCUGCUCCUCUUGACAAAGUUUGUGUCCUAAGCUGUGGAAUCUCUACAGGUCUUGGUGCCACCUUGAAUGUUGCAAAACCAAAGAAAGGCUCCUCUGUGGCCAUUUUUGGACUGGGAGCUGUAGGCCUUGCUGCUGCUGAAGGUGCUCGGAUUGCUGGCGCUUCAAGGAUUAUUGGUGUUGAUUUGAACGCCAACAGAUUCAAUGAAGCAAAGAAAUUUGGGGUGACGGAGUUUGUGAACCCAAAAGAUCAUGACAAGCCUGUUCAAGAGGUUUGUAAGAGGAUCAAUCAUGUUUUGGAGGAAAGAGUGAUAGCUGAGAUGACUGAUGGAGGAGUAGAUCGAAGUGUUGAGUGUACUGGAAGUAUCAGUGCUAUGAUUUCUGCCUUCGAAUGCGUCCAUGAUGGUUGGGGUGUUGCUGUACUAGUUGGCGUGCCAAGCAAAGACGAUGCUUUCAAAACCCAUCCAAUGAAUCUCUUGAAUGAGAGGACACUCAAGGGUACUUUCUUUGGAAACUAUAAGCCGCGCUCUGACCUUCCUUCAGUUGUAGAGAAGUAUAUGAACAAGGAGCUGGAGAUAGAGAAAUUUAUCACCCAUGAAGUCCCUUUCUCUGAAAUCAACAAGGCUUUUGACUACAUGCUCAGUGGAGCUAGCAUCAGGUGUAUUAUCCGGAUGGAUGCAUAA
Molecule: messenger RNA, 1179 nt
Organism: Dovyalis caffra
Lineage: Eukaryota; Viridiplantae; Streptophyta; Magnoliopsida; Malpighiales; Salicaceae
Source: the annotation of a GenBank genome assembly